UUGUGAAAGGAAAUCCUUGGUAAGACAAAAUCUCGACUUAUUAAACUCCAAUGGCGUCCUCUGCUACAACCUGUUCAUCUGUUCUUCAUCUUCUUCACAAUGAUACCUCAACCUCAUCGUUAUUAUCUCCAAAGGGAAUGCAUCUUCGUUCCUCAUCAUUUUCCCUUCUAUCUCCACGUAGAACUUCAUCUCCAUCUCCCAUGAUCCAGUUUUCCCCAAAAGGUUUUGGUUCAGGUUCAGCAAAUCCACUGUUUGUUGCGACAGCAGAGAAGAAGAAAUCGCCAUUUCAAACAGAAGCUGUUCGUCAAUUAACCGGUUCUGUGACAAAAACCGAGGGUUUCCGUUUUGCUAUUGUCAUAGCAAAGUUUAAUGAAAUCGUUACAAGGCCUUUGAUGGAGGGUGCUUUGGACACAUUCCAGAAAUAUUCAGUCAGGGAAGAAGAUGUUGAUGUGGUGUGGGUUCCUGGUUGUUUUGAGAUUGGUUUAGUUGCUGAAAAGCUUGGAAAGUCAGGGAAAUACAAUGGAAUCGUGUGUAUAGGAGCUGUGGUAAGAGGUGAUACCACCCACUAUGAGGAAGUUGCUAAUUCAACUGCAUCUGGAGUUCUUUCUGCUGGAUUUAAUUCAGGUGUUCCCUGUAUAUUUGGAGUCUUGACAUGUGAAAACAUGGAUCAGGCCUUGAAUCGUGCUGGUGGUAAAGUAGGGAAUAAGGGUUCUGAGGCAGCUUUGACUGCUAUUGAGAUGGCAUCUUUGUUUGGGCAUCAUUUGAAGGAGUAAUAGUUUAAUGUAAUGCAAUACUAUUUCAUCUUGUGAGGAUCAUGAGAAUGCAAAGGCAAUUAUUGCUGAAAAAAAAACCUUGUAUUGGAGCAAAUCAUGUUGUUUGAAUAACUGGAAGAGUUGAAUUUUUUUUUUUUUGGGUUUUCUUUUUGUGUAAUUUGCUGGAAAGUUUUGUGUUAAGGUAUAUGAUGUAUGUCAGCAUGAUAAUGGAGAUUGUGUCAAGUGGAAAAAUAACAGCCGAGAAUGGACUUG
Messenger RNA from Lactuca sativa (garden lettuce), 1025 nucleotides. Its product is annotated as 6,7-dimethyl-8-ribityllumazine synthase, chloroplastic. Gene Ontology annotation, biological process: riboflavin biosynthetic process. Lineage: Eukaryota; Viridiplantae; Streptophyta; Magnoliopsida; Asterales; Asteraceae. Gene Ontology annotation, cellular component: intracellular anatomical structure; riboflavin synthase complex. Gene Ontology annotation, molecular function: 6,7-dimethyl-8-ribityllumazine synthase activity. The record is from RefSeq and is a predicted model, not a curated record.